Carica papaya (papaya) is the source of this 1956-nucleotide messenger RNA. RefSeq names its product alanine-2-oxoglutarate aminotransferase 2 (gene AOAT2). Gene Ontology annotation, biological process: biosynthetic process; photorespiration. Gene Ontology annotation, molecular function: pyridoxal phosphate binding; L-alanine:2-oxoglutarate transaminase activity; glycine:2-oxoglutarate transaminase activity. NCBI's taxonomy places the organism in Eukaryota, Viridiplantae, Streptophyta, Magnoliopsida, Brassicales, Caricaceae. The record is from RefSeq and is a predicted model, not a curated record.
UAUGGUUAUGCCAUUGCUUCUACAUGUUCUGUUGUGCCACAUAAAUAUGUUCUAUGGACACAAAAAGGGUCCAGUUUUGUAUCUGACACGCCCCCCGACUUCUUAAGAAAUAGAACACUAGGUGCGUGCGUGGAUUUCUCUACGCGCCUGUACGUAGCAAUUCCUGGUUCGAGCUCGCUCGAGUGAGCCCACAAGUGAUCGUCGCUCCAGGAAGGCCCCAGCUCGGUUCAUAGGUCAACAACUGACUCACAAGUAGCUGACGUACGUCUCAGUUGUUUUGGUGGUAAUUCUAGUUAAAUUUCUACUCCAGCAUGGCUCCUAAGGCAUUAGAUUACGAGUCCCUUAACGAAAACGUGAAGAGGGUUCAGUAUGCUGUUAGAGGCGAGUUGUACCUUCGAGCUUCUGAACUUCAGAAAGAAGGAAAAAAGAUUAUCUUCACAAAUGUUGGCAAUCCACAUGCCUUGGGUCAGAAGCCACUGACAUUUCCUCGCCAGGUGGUUGCUCUGUGCCAAGCUCCAUUUCUGCUAGAUGAUCCAAAUGUAGGAUUAUUAUUUCCCGCUGAUGCAAUUGCAAGAGCUAAGCAUUACCUUUCCUUGACGCCUGGUGGUCUAGGUGCAUAUAGUGACUCCCGAGGUCUUCCUGGGAUAAGGAAGGAGGUAGCUGAGUUCAUUGAAAGGCGUGAUGGGUAUCCAAGUGACCCAGAACUCAUAUUCCUGACUGAUGGUGCAAGCAAAGGUGUGAUGCAAAUCUUGAAUGCUGUCAUCCGGGGUCAAGGGGAUGGGGUUUUGGUUCCAGUCCCACAGUAUCCACUUUAUUCAGCUACAAUAUCUUUACUCGGUGGUUCUCUUGUUCCAUAUUAUCUGGAAGAGACUGCAAACUGGGGUCUUGAUGUUAAUGACCUUCGCCAGUCUGUUGCAAAGGCUCGCACUGAAGGAAUAACAGUAAGAGCAAUGGUGAUUAUCAACCCUGGUAACCCCACUGGACAGUGUCUCAGUGAAGCUAAUUUGAGAGAAAUAUUGCGCUUCUGUUUUCAAGAAAACUUGGUGUUACUUGGGGAUGAGGUUUAUCAACAAAAUAUAUAUCAGGAUGAACGCCCGUUCAUUAGUUCUAGGAAGGUUUUGAUGGAUAUGGGACCACCAAUAAGCAAGGAAGUCCAGCUUGUUUCUUUUCACACUGUGUCUAAAGGAUACUGGGGUGAAUGUGGGCAGCGAGGUGGAUAUUUUGAGAUGACAAACAUUCCUCCAAAGACGGUUGACGAGAUCUAUAAGAUUGCUUCAAUAUCUCUCAGUCCUAAUGUCCCAGCACAGAUAUUUAUGGGACUAAUGGUAAACCCACCAAAACCAGGAGAUAUUUCAUAUGAUCAAUAUGUUAGGGAAAGCAAAGGAAUACUUGAAUCUCUGAGAAGAAGAGCAAGGAUUAUGACUGAUGGAUUUAACAGCUGCAGAAAUGUGGUCUGUAAUUUCACAGAAGGUGCCAUGUAUUCAUUUCCUCAAAUAAGGUUGCCACAAAGAGCGAUAGAAGCUGCCAAAAAGGCUGGAAAAGUUCCGGAUGUCUUCUACUGCCUUAAGCUUUUGGAAGCCACCGGCAUUUCCACUGUCCCUGGUUCAGGAUUUGGACAGAAAGAAGGGGUGUUUCACUUGCGGACAACCAUUCUACCGGCUGAGGAAGACAUGCCAGCAAUCAUGGCGAGUUUCAGGAAGUUCAAUGAUGAGUUCAUGGAGCAAUAUGAAGGCUAUAGCUACUCAAGAAUGUGAAGGAUAUUUUCCUUGUCAAUGGUGUACUAUAAAUGUCUUGGCCAUUAUUGUGAGCCAUUUGAUAUAUGCUUUUAACUCAUCCGUCUCCUCUCGAGCUAUGAACUUCAUACACUUGCUUCUUUGUUUCUAACAUUAUCCAUCAAAAUAAAAAAUUGUGUAUUUGAAUUAACAUUCGCUUUAUUAUGUCUGGGAUUUUUGUCAA